Messenger RNA from Fimicolochytrium jonesii, 2145 nucleotides. RefSeq lists its product as uncharacterized. The transcript is spliced from 2 exons. Lineage: Eukaryota; Fungi; Chytridiomycota; Chytridiomycetes; Spizellomycetales; Powellomycetaceae. The record is from RefSeq and is a predicted model, not a curated record. Gene Ontology annotation, molecular function: metal ion binding. Bases 1 to 2145 code for a protein of 714 amino acids.
AUGAUCGAUAUACAACGCAGAGUAGGAUACGUCGCAACGGCAGCCGCCAUCCUCGCCAUCGCCGGCCUGGUUUGGUGGAGGACAAGAAACGAGCGCGAUACGAGGCAAGACGACAAAGACGACGAGCUUCCCGCCCCUGUCACGUCCUUAGAGCACAUCCUCAGCGAACCCUGCAGUCAGACUGAAAAGCGCAUCGAUGGAACUCAGACUCAGACUAAAACUGAGACUGAGGUUUCCACAGCAGCUCAGACCGCCACGUCGACCGCAACACACCUGCCAGAAUUGAUUGAUAUAUCCUGCGAAGACGCCGAGAGUCGCUCGAUGGACGCGGAAGCCUCGGAAGACGACAGCGAGGCUUCGGGAUCCCAUCCAAGCACCACAAAUGCGGUUGUCACCCCGUCGCCGACCAUUGAAGUGCAUGAGGAGGAGGAAAAUUUGUUCCAGCUGGACGGCACCGACACGCUGCCUGCCGCUGUUACGGAGCCUGUGCUUCGUUCAUCUGCUUCGUCUCACAGUAUCGCCAGCAGCAUUCGAUCGUCCACACUCGAUGCUGUGCCUCCGGAAGACACCGGCCGUGACUUCACCAGCUCGCCAAUGGUUUUCCCUUCCGCUUCGGUCUUGAAAGUCGAAUCGAAAGACUUACUGAAUUUACACCCCAGCGGCCUUGGCAACGACUCCGACACGCCCACCCCUGCCGCCGCCGCAGAUGCACCUGAGCCAUUGGGAUCUGCUAGCGACAUCAAGAGAGAGGAAUCCGCAAAUGUGCAAUCCCUGUCCGGCCUUCCAACCGACGUUGCUGCUCUCCCAGCGAAGAAACCUCUACCAAAUCUCGCUAUAACCAUCCCGCCGCUGCGCCCCGAGCGCACCGUCACAGCGACCCUCGAAGUUUGGAGCACGUCCCCCGAUUCCCCCAACUGGGAGGACGAUGAAGAAGUGAUACUUACGAUCACAUCACCAAUUGACGAGGACGACGAAAAGGAGGUGCCGAGUCCCGUCGACCCUAGUCUUCUGUCGCCUGAUAUUUGUCGAGAAAUGUAUAAAACGAGAUAUGAGGCGCGGCAAGAUGCAGAUGGGAAUUUUGGGGGGGAGGAGGUGUUGAUCGAAGGGUACUAUGAUGAAGACGGGGAAUUCGUUGAAGCGGUAUAUGAUGAUGUGAUGUACGGGGAUUCUGGGGAUUUCGAUGGACAAAUGCACGGGGACUUCGAGGUGGAUGAGGCAGGGGAGCCUGUAAACGACGCGGACGUGGGCAUCUUGAAGCAUUCGCAGUCGGCUGACUUUGCAGAAGACAAGGCAGGGGGCCUCUUUGACGAGGAAGACGUGCAUCCAUUGAAGCAUUCGCAGUCGGCGCCCGCUGGCUGCCCUAUAUACGCAGUUGUGGAGCAUCCUUACCUUGAGGAAUGCGAAGAUGUCGAAGACCACAUCAACAGCGCCGCCGCAGCCACUGCCGGAGAAGGAACCGAGACCGACGCAACCCCGGCCGCCGCCAUCGAGAGCGAUCUCAGCAUGCCCGAGGAGCUGCAGUGCGAACGGCCGCAAUCAGCAGCAGCCGGAACCGCGACCGAAACCCGCCCGGGGAAGUCGCGCCUCAACCCUGCCGCAAAUGCCUUCGUUCCUGUGUUCUCCACGCCCAUCCCCACUGCGCAUCCCAUCUUCACCGCGCCGUCCUACGCCCCAUCGGUCGAGGCACACACAUACUCCACGUACCCGUACUUGCAAAGCGAUGCUUACAGCUCGCAAACCUUCGGCAUGACCGCGCGUGAACAAAACUCAGCGAGCGACAUCUUCCACUUGCGAAACGAGCCCCAGCAGCAGUCGACCCACCACGUCGGCUCAAAGCUGAACCCGAACGCGACAGAGUUUAUCCCAGGCGGGGUGGUCGCGUCCGUUCUCGCGCCGUCUGCGCCCGCUUUCACACCUCGCCGCAGCACCCAAAGCCGCCCGCCAUCCCGCAAGGCAGCACCCACCACACCACAAUGCAUCUUUGGGACAUCCUGCGCAAACAAGUCGAAUUGCGCGUACGCGCACGGAGUUUUGUGUCGAUACUAUCCAUCAUGCAAAUACGGGGCCAUGUGCAAGUACAUCCAUCCAGAACCACCGGCUCCUACGCCCGUCAAUGGUAGGACGGUGGGGGUGGUUGAGUUGUGA